Messenger RNA from Ochotona curzoniae (black-lipped pika), 2873 nucleotides. RefSeq names its product acid sensing ion channel subunit 2 (gene ASIC2). The coding region runs from base 1182 to 2873 and encodes 563 amino acids. Gene Ontology annotation, biological process: sodium ion transmembrane transport. NCBI's taxonomy places the organism in Eukaryota, Metazoa, Chordata, Mammalia, Lagomorpha, Ochotonidae. Gene Ontology annotation, cellular component: membrane. Gene Ontology annotation, molecular function: ligand-gated sodium channel activity. The record is from RefSeq and is a predicted model, not a curated record. The transcript is spliced from 10 exons.
GAGCCGCCGAGCCAGCGAGCCGAGGAGCAGGUGCUCGGAGCCCUGCCGCGCCAGCUUCGCGCGGCCGCUGCCCAAGUUCGCCCGGGGCCCGAGGAGGGCCGGGCCACCGGGAGAGAAGCUCAGCCCGCGCCUCCGCCGACGCCUCGGCGGACUCUGAAGUCUCGAGAGAAGGACGCGCGAGCAGUGGGUCCUGGUCAUCCCCAGAAGGUGUUGCAGGGGCUCCGCAGUCCCUGGCUCUCGGAGCCGCCAGGGCAGAGAGCAGAGGACAGAGAAGCCAGUCUUUCCUGGAGCCGUGAAGCACCCAUCCUGGACAGCCGGGAGAGAAGCGAUAGUACCCUCCGACCAGCAGCUCUGAAGGAACCCGGAAGCCAGCAGCGGCCCACAGGACGCCAGAAGACCCCCGCCCCCGACGAGGGCCGGCGCACCACAGGGCUCCGGCGCGAGACUUGGGAAAGCCUUCGCGGUCUCGGCAGAGCGCAGCCCACGGAGCAGUGAGCAAGGAAGGGUCCUGGAGGGAAGGAGCAGAGCGCAGCGGCCGGCAGGGUGACCACUCACCCCAGUACACACCCACCGCACCCGCCAAGCCGGGAUCCGCGUCGCGCCUCUGGGGGCGCUCGUUCCUCGGCGCCUCCUCUCGCGCGUCCCAGCACCGCCGGCUACGGGCCAGGCUGGUGGGGUCUUUGAGGAUGUCCACAGAAGGCAUGGUGGCGGAGUGGCCCCUCUCCCAGGACCAGCGUAAAAGCUGGGGUUAGGCGGGGCUGGGGGGACUCAGCUCAGGGUCCCCCGAGGUCUAGGACGAGGAAGGCGGGCGCAUUGCCCAGGGACUGGGGAGGCGGCUCUCGGCGGGGCCCCUCCAGAGGUAGCGUCCGGCGUCGGGCAACCUCCAGGAAGACCAGGGGCCGUCAGAGCCCGAAAGGAGCUUGGGAGAGGCCAGGGCCGAGGCGGCGGCAGGCCGGGCGGCGCUCGGUCCCGGGCGGACGCCCGCGGAGGCGGCAGCGGCGGUGGCGGCGGGCGGGCAUGCCGCGCCACUGGAGCUCCUUUCGGGCGCACGCUUCCCUGGUGCGGGCUGCGCGCGGCGCCUGCUGCUGCUGCUUCCACUGCUGCUGCUGCUGCUGCUGCGGACUCCCAUGGCGGCUCCUCCCGGCCGGGGCCGCCGCUGCCGCCAGCCGCGGGCUGAAUGAAUGAGCCGGAGCGGCGGAGCCGGGCGGCCCGCGGCCGCGCUCACCGGCCCGGGACGCUUCCGCAUGGCGCGCGAGGAGCCGGCGCCGGGGGCGGUGGCGGCGGCGGGGCAGCCCGGAGGCGGCCGGGGCGCGGAGCGCGCGCUGCACGGGCCAGGGGUCGCCCGCAGGGGGCGGCCGUCCCUGAGCCGCGCUAAGCUGCACGGGCUGCGGCACAUGUGCGCCGGGCGCUCGGCGGCGGGAGGAUCGUUCCAGCGGCGGGCGCUGUGGGUGUUGGCCUUCUGCACGUCGCUCGGCUUGCUGCUCUCUUGGUCCUCGAACCGUCUGCUCUACUGGCUCAGCUUCCCGUCGCACACGCGGGUACACCGCGAAUGGAGCCGCCAGCUGCCCUUCCCCGCCGUCACGGUGUGUAACAACAACCCGCUGCGCUUCCCGCGCCUCUCCAAGGGGGACCUGUACUACGCCGGCCACUGGCUCGGGCUGCUGCUGCCCAACCGCACGGCGCGCCCGCUGGUCAGCGAGCUGCUGCGGGGCGACGAGCCGCGCCGCCAGUGGUUCCGCAAGCUGGCCGACUUUCGUCUCUUCCUGCCGCCGCGCCACUUCGAGGGCAUCAGCGCUGCCUUCAUGGACCGCCUGGGCCACCAGCUCGAGGACAUGCUGCUCUCCUGCAAGUACCGAGGCGAGCUCUGCGGCCCACACAACUUCUCCUCCGUGUUUACAAAAUAUGGGAAGUGUUACAUGUUUAACUCAGGCGAGGAUGGCAAGCCUUUGCUCACCACGGUCAAGGGAGGGACAGGCAACGGGUUGGAGAUCAUGCUGGACAUUCAGCAAGACGAAUACCUGCCCAUCUGGGGAGAGACAGAGGAGACAACGUUUGAAGCAGGAGUGAAAGUUCAGAUCCACAGUCAGUCUGAGCCGCCUUUCAUCCAAGAGCUGGGCUUUGGGGUGGCUCCAGGCUUCCAGACCUUCGUGGCCACACAGGAGCAGAGGCUCACAUACCUGCCCCCACCGUGGGGCGAGUGCCGAUCGUCAGAGAUGGGGCUCGACUUCUUUCCUGUUUACAGCAUCACCGCCUGUAGGAUUGACUGUGAAACUCGCUACAUCGUGGAGAACUGCAACUGCCGCAUGGUCCACAUGCCAGGGGAUGCCCCUUUCUGUACCCCUGAGCAGCACAAGGAGUGUGCGGAACCUGCCCUAGGUCUGCUGGCGGAAAAGGACAGCAAUUACUGUCUCUGCAGGACCCCCUGCAACCUGACCCGCUACAACAAGGAGCUCUCCAUGGUCAAGAUCCCCAGCAAAACGUCAGCCAAGUACCUUGAGAAGAAAUUUAACAAAUCUGAAAAAUACAUCUCAGAGAACAUCCUUGUGCUGGAUAUAUUUUUUGAAGCUCUCAAUUAUGAGACAAUUGAACAGAAGAAAGCGUAUGAAGUCGCUGCCUUACUCGGUGACAUUGGUGGCCAGAUGGGGUUGUUUAUUGGUGCUAGUAUCCUCACCAUACUAGAGCUCUUUGAUUAUAUUUACGAGCUGAUCAAAGAGAAGCUAUUAGACCUGCUCGGCAAAGAGGAGGAUGAAGGGAGCCACGAUGAGAACGUGAGCACUUGUGACACGAUGCCAAACCACUCCGAAACCAUCAGCCACACUGUGAACGUGCCCCUGCAGACGGCCCUGGGCACCCUGGAGGAGAUCGCCUGCUGA